GACUUCACUGGCCAGUGAGAACAUCCCUCAAGCAUGGGAAAUAUUUUUGCUAACCUGUUCAAAGGCCUUUUUGGCAAAAAAGAGAUGAGGAUCCUGAUGGUGGGGCUGGACGCCGCGGGGAAGACAACCAUCUUGUACAAACUGAAACUUGGGGAAAUAGUCACCACCAUUCCCACCAUAGGUUUCAACGUGGAAACAGUAGAAUAUAAGAACAUCAGUUUCACAGUCUGGGAUGUUGGUGGUCAGGAUAAGAUCAGACCACUCUGGCGCCAUUAUUUCCAGAACACACAAGGUCUGAUUUUUGUGGUUGACAGUAAUGACAGAGAACGAGUGAACGAGGCCAGAGAAGAGCUGAUGAGAAUGUUGGCAGAAGAUGAGCUUAGAGAUGCUGUUUUAUUAGUGUUUGCUAACAAA
This is a messenger RNA of Merops nubicus (carmine bee-eater), 414 nucleotides long. Its product is annotated as ADP-ribosylation factor 1. Lineage: Eukaryota; Metazoa; Chordata; Aves; Coraciiformes; Meropidae. The record is from RefSeq and is a predicted model, not a curated record. Gene Ontology annotation, cellular component: plasma membrane; cytoplasm. The annotation marks the transcript as partial. Gene Ontology annotation, biological process: vesicle-mediated transport; intracellular protein transport. Gene Ontology annotation, molecular function: GTP binding; GTPase activity. The transcript is spliced from 3 exons.